AUGGCCGAAAUCAUGGGCGUAACGGCUUCCAUUGUCACGCUGGUGGCAACUGGUCGCACCAUUUCCACCGCAUUCAACCUGGUUGCCGCCGUGCGCGAGUGCCCCAAGGAGAUCGAGAAUCUGCGCAGGGAACACGACUCCUUGACAGCUACGCUCGAAUGCCUUGGCAAUCUGAUCCACUCGAGCUUCGUUGAGCAGGUCAACACUGUCGUUGGUGAUACAGGGAAGACGCUUGACGAGCUUCAAACCGCACUCUCAGCUAUCCAGCCGAGCGGAUUUCGCGCCGGAAAGCGGGCAGCUUUCCAGAUGCGAUACAAGUAUUUCUGGAAGGAACGCACAAUCCAGGCGAUCAUGGCUCGCGUUCAAGCCCGUCGGGAUUCAUUAACACUAAUGCUCAACAUGUGGUCUAGUGCGGACGCCCAGGAAAUGAGAAAGCAGCUCGACAGUAUCAGGCUGAGCUUGGAAUCAUGCCUCUUCAGUAUACGAGGGGCUUCUGUGGCUCCUGCAACUUCUGGACCGCUAUCUCCAGUGUCCGACGCCAGUGAAGUCAAUGAAUGGAGCUCGCAUCGCUCCAGCAUCUCAUUAGGCAGUCGGGCUGAUACCGCUACUAGCAUCAGCGAGAUGGCACUAAACGGCCACCCGGUCUUGGACCUAGACCGAAGGUUCGAUCGGGCUCUAAAUACCGGCCGCCAGAAUGGUCCCCAAGGAGAAAAUAUCAGGCGUCGCAUCGCGCAAUUGAACGCGACUAAGUCGUCCGCGGUUGGAGCCUCCAUUUCCAAAGCAGCUCGCCCAGUUACAUCGACUGCGAACCCAAGGAAAGGAAAAUCUCCAGAUACGAACAAGAUCCGGACGUUAGCCCGGAGCCUGGCAUCUAAAGAAGCGAACGCUUCGGGAUUAUGGAGCAAUGAGAGCGCCGCAGCAGCUCAGGCUCUCGCUAAAGCAUACCAAGAAGUGGAGGACUUCGAGUCGGCUUUGGAGUAUUACCAUCUAGAUCUCUUGGCAAGAGAAUCACUGCUGGGUCCGACGCAUCUGUCAACCCUUACAACCAUGGACCUCAUUGCGGGGCUCCUCGAGCUUCAAUCUCGGUGGCCAGAUGCAUUGGAAUACUACCAGCGUUCACUUACUGGACGGGCCAGCAACCCGAAUAUCGGCAGAACGCACCCCACGUACUUGCCAAUCGCUACACGCAUCGGGCGGAUGUACAAACAAAUGGAUGAAUCCGAGUUGGCGCUUCAACAGUAUGCAUCAAUUCUUGACCAGUACUAUACUAUGGCGGGUAAGGGAGGUGUAGCUGCCAUGGCUGUUAGGGCGGAUAUCGCAACAAUUGCUCAAGGCACCUCUUCUGCACCGGCGGCUAGCUCGGCACUAGCACCGACAGCUCCCACGCCGAACGGUGGAUCUCCCUUCAUGAUCCCAUCGAGCUUAAAGAGUAAUACAAACGAGAUGGCUAGAUGCAUUCCCACUCAAGGGUCAUCCCCGACUGUUUGGGCGCCUGAGAUUGCGGAGUAUGAAGCAAAGCUUGAGCGUGUGCGACUUAUUAAUGGAAAUAAUCACCCCGAGACACUGCAGCUAAUGUGCAGCCUCGCAGAUGCAUAUGCAUCCCAUGAACAAUACGAGGCGGCGGUAUCAUGGCUUCACGAAGCUUUACGGGGCCAAGAAAUUACUUUUGGGGAGAAGCAUCCUAAAACCUUGGCCACACUUCAUAACCUGGGGAUCUGCUACGCCAGCACCAAAGACAACGCUGCAGCUCUAAAGUACCUCGAAAGCGCAGUUACUGGGCGGACGUGGAAACUGGCUAAGAACCAUCCUGACACGAUCAUAAGCAUCGUUCAACUAGCGACAGUGUAUCGAGCGCUAGGUGAAUACACCAAGGCCCUCGACUUGAUCGACCGAGCUAUUGCGGGCUAUACCGAGAGGUAUGGCGCGAAGCAUCCGAAGACCCUAUCGGCUGCAUUUCAACGUGGCAAGAUAUUGCACAACAAAGGCGCCCUUACAGCUGCACAGAGAGUGCACGAAAGCGUGCUGCGCGAUCGAGAAGCCAUGAAUCCACCCGUUCACCCGCAGGUCUUGGCUUCCAAGGUCGAAUUGGGACAAGCUUACCGAGAACUUAAAGCAUACGAGAAAGCUACCGCGAUUCUGCUCGAUGCCUACGAAGGCCAGAAAACCACCUUUGGGCAGCUUAAUUCCCUCACCACGGGUAGUGCACAUGACCUUGCGAUGAUAUAUUGGGAAACCGAAAAGUGACAACAAGCCCUUGGCUUCUACCUUAUCGUCCUAGAGGGAUUGCAGAACGGACAUGACGCAG
Messenger RNA from Trematosphaeria pertusa, 2305 nucleotides. Its product is annotated as TPR-like protein. The record is from RefSeq and is a predicted model, not a curated record. The transcript has 5 exons. Bases 1 to 2244 code for a protein of 747 amino acids. Gene Ontology annotation, molecular function: protein binding. Lineage: Eukaryota; Fungi; Ascomycota; Dothideomycetes; Pleosporales; Trematosphaeriaceae.